Molecule: messenger RNA, 668 nt
Organism: Paramecium octaurelia
Lineage: Eukaryota; Ciliophora; Oligohymenophorea; Peniculida; Parameciidae
Source: the annotation of a GenBank genome assembly
AUGAAGCUAUUGAAAAUCAUGCAUAUUGUAUUUAAUUUGGAAUAGAAGUUUAGAGUGAAGCAUGAAAUGAUUGUGAAGUAGCUAUAGUACUGGAAUUGGAUGGCAAAUAAGUUCAAACUAUAAAUUUGGGAUACUGCAUAUUAGGAAGCAUUCAAAUCUAUCAAGUGACAGUAUUAUAGAUCAACUGUGUGAGCAAUUUAAAUCUAUGAUGUUAGCAGAAGAGAAUUAUUCGAAAAUUUCAGAGAAUGGAAAAGAGUGUUGCAUCCAAGGAACAGAACGUAAUUAAUAGUGUUAGUUGGAAAUAAAGUAAAUUUAGAAAAAUAGUGUAAUAUACAUAAUAUAAACUGCGUAAGGUUUCCGAAUCUGAAGGAUAGUAAAUCGCGAAUGAAAUAAAUCUAUAGUUUAUUGAAACAAGUGCAAAGGAUAAUUUCAAACAUAAUUAAAGUAAUUUCUAAAUUAUAUUUCAGACAUUCUCCUAAGCAGCAUCAUAAGUACUUAAAGUCGUAUAGAUUAAUCAACAGGAGGGUGAACUGCGUGGACUCCAAGUUGGAAAACUAUUAACUAAACAUAACUUUAACAAUACCGUUUUUUUGAAUAUAUAUGUUGCUGAAAAAUAUAGUAAUUAUAUAUCUUUAUUGCAAACAAUUAUAAAAAUUAAAAAUUUAUGA